GGAGAAGGUCCUCGCGCGUCUUCUCAAUUGUUUUCCUCAGCCGCCGCGUCUCGUGACCCCUUCUCGGAUACGGGAUACGCGAUAUUCGGAUCAUUUAAACUGUACUGAAAGGGGAUGCGUUAAAAAAAAAUCUCGAAAUUUCAGAGUCGAUCGCGUGUGAUAUUUAGUGCCCAAAGACGUUGUAAUGAUAUCAAAAACUUAAACAAGCGGCUGAUAUGGCUCAACGUGGUUACUUAUGUGUGGUGUAUUUGGUCCUUGUAUUGGAUUAUUUUACGUGUGACCCAGUGCUUGAGACCCAUAGGACUUCCCUGACCUCUCGCACCGUUAAAACAAAAUACGGCGACGUAAGUGGGGUUAUAGUAACCCCAGAAUCUAAACACUUGGAACCGGUAGAAGUGUUUAGGGGGAUUCCCUAUGCCAGCCCCCCUUUGGGAUCAUUAAGGUUUAUGCCCCCUGUAACAGGAGCUUUGUGGCAAGGAGUGAAAAUUGCAGAUAGUUUUAGUCCGGUGUGUCCCCAAAGACUUCCGGAUAUUUCUAAUGAAACCGCUGCCCUUCGAAAAAUGCCGAGGGGCAGAUUGGAGUAUUUGAAAAGAUUAUUACCUUAUCUGCAGAAUCAAAGCGAGGAUUGUCUUUAUUUGAACAUCUAUGCUCCAGCACAAGGUUAG
Molecule: messenger RNA, 665 nt
Organism: Ceutorhynchus assimilis (cabbage seed weevil)
Lineage: Eukaryota; Metazoa; Arthropoda; Insecta; Coleoptera; Curculionidae
Source: the annotation of a GenBank genome assembly